UUCGUCUUCUCAAAACUAUCUCUCUCCGUGUUCAUCUCGCGUUGCAUUAUAGUCAAGGCGAGGCGAGAAAACUCGAAGAGAAUAGACUAGAGAAUAGAAUUAGAAUUUCACGCAUUGAAGAAGAAGAAGAAGAAGAAAAAGAAAAAGGAAAAGAAAAAUACCCAGAGAGAUAGAUAAAGAGAAAAGUGAGAAUACAGAGAAAGCAAAAAGCCCAAGCUACCCCUUUGAUCGGUUUCGGAGAAAGGGGGAACUUGGUUUCUUUUGUGAAUCGUCUUCUGGCUUCUCUCUAUCAUUUUUAUCUUUCUGGGCUUCACUUUUUUGUCUUAAUCAAAUCCUCUUCUCUCUGUGUUCUUUUGAAUAAUACUCAUUUAUUCGUGGUGGGAAUAUAAACAAAAGAAGGAAAGAAAGAAAGAAAGAAUAGAAUAUUGAAGUGGUGCUCACAACAUCGUAAUCAUCAUUAACAACGCCAGAGGAAACAAAAAAGCUACAUAGCAAGUACAAGGAUGAAAAUGUCGCUUUACAUUGGUCGCGAGGCUUCCAAGCUAUGGAAGAGAGCUUCUGCGGAGGCAGUUACAGAGGGAAUCCUCCUUGCCGAUAAUUGGAAGUACCUUCUCGCUGGUAUUUUCUGUCAGUACCUUCAUGGUUUGGCUGCACAUGGAGUUCAUUAUUUACAUAGACCCGGUCCUACAUUACAGGAUACUGGAUUCUUCCUUCUUCCGGAACUUGGCCUCGAGAGAGCUUAUGUUAGUGAAACGUUGUUUACCUUUAUCUUCGUAUCUUUUAUCUUGUGGACAUUUCACCCAUUCAUAUUCAAGAACAAAAAGAUCUACACAGUUCUACUAUGGUGCAGGGUUCUAGCUUACUUAGUUGUUUGUCAAGCUCUUCGCGUAGUGACAUUUUACUCUACACAGCUUCCUGGUCCAAAUUACCAUUGCCGCGAGGGAUCUCCUUCUGCUAGGCUACCUCCUCCAAAAGAUGCAAUAGAAAUCAUAACAAUUAAUUUUCCUGAUGGUUUGGUACAUGGCUGUGGAGACUUGAUAUUUUCAUCACACAUGAUCUUCACUCUUGUCUCGGUUAUCACAUAUUACAGAUAUGGCACAAACAGGUUUAUUAAGCAGCUAGCGUGGGUUCUUGCGGUAAUCCAGAGUCUUUUGAUCAUUGCAUCGCGCAAACAUUACUCGGUCGAUGUAGUUGUUGCCUGGUACACGGUUAAUUUGGUUGUAUUUUUUGUUGAGAAGAAAUUGCCAGAAUUGCCAGAUAGAAUGGCCAUGACCAUGCUACCAUUGAGCACCAAAGACAAAGAUAGCUGGUCAAAAGAAGAGAGCCACAAGUUGAGCAUGAGUGCUCUAGUAGACCCUUCAUCAGAUAGGAAUCAGAGGCUUAGAUCUCCGGCAAACGGCAAGACCACCAUGGAAGACGGCAAUGCACUCCUCAUUGCUGAUUCUCAAUGACCAAAGAGGUUGAUCGUUGUUGGAAAAGCCACAACGUUCGGUUAGAUUUUUGGUUAAAAUUUGUGGAGUUGUUAAGUAGAGCCUUGGUUUUGUGUAAGCUUUUUCAUUGUAAUUAGAAUGCGUUUAAUUUGUUGCCAUGUUGAAGCCCCCGAUUCAUUCAUUUCUUUUAUGAAAUUUGUAAAGCUUCAACAGGGGCCACAGAAAUUUUUUCUUGUCCA
Messenger RNA from Arachis stenosperma, 1669 nucleotides. Its product is annotated as phosphatidylinositol:ceramide inositolphosphotransferase 1-like. Gene Ontology annotation, biological process: ceramide biosynthetic process. Lineage: Eukaryota; Viridiplantae; Streptophyta; Magnoliopsida; Fabales; Fabaceae. Gene Ontology annotation, cellular component: endoplasmic reticulum membrane; trans-Golgi network; Golgi membrane. The record is from RefSeq and is a predicted model, not a curated record. The transcript is spliced from 12 exons. Gene Ontology annotation, molecular function: ceramide cholinephosphotransferase activity; inositol phosphoceramide synthase activity; sphingomyelin synthase activity. Bases 504 to 1451 code for a protein of 315 amino acids.